Messenger RNA from Rhizoctonia solani, 768 nucleotides. RefSeq names its product pectate lyase. The coding region runs from base 1 to 768 and encodes 255 amino acids. Gene Ontology annotation, biological process: pectin catabolic process. Gene Ontology annotation, cellular component: extracellular region. NCBI's taxonomy places the organism in Eukaryota, Fungi, Basidiomycota, Agaricomycetes, Cantharellales, Ceratobasidiaceae. Gene Ontology annotation, molecular function: pectate lyase activity. The transcript is spliced from 4 exons. The record is from RefSeq and is a predicted model, not a curated record.
AUGAUCUCUUUCAAGCUUUCCACUAUCAUUGCCGUCUCUGCCUUCUUCGCACAGGCCGCUAUCGCCGCUCCCUCUCCUACCAUCGACACCAGCGCUGCAUUUAUGAAGCGUGCCGCCAGCUGCACCUUCCCCACACCUCCCAAGACCUCCAGCCUGAGCGCUCCCAUGAGCGUCAAGGGCACAUUUGACGGUGGCAACGUUCGCUUCGACCGCGGUAAGGGUGCUUGCUCUGGUCAGAAGGAGGGCGGCGACAAGGAUGCCGUGUUCCUGCUUGAGAACGGCGCCACACUCAAAAACGUCGUCAUCGGUGCGGACCAGGCCGAGGGUGUCCACUGCAAGGGCUCCUGCACGAUCGAGAACGUGUGGUUCGAGGACGUAUGCGAAGAUGCCAUCACCAUCCGCCAGACAUCCGGCACGACCACGAUCAGGGGCGGCGGAGCCAAGGGCGCCAGCGACAAGGUGGUGCAGCACAACGGUGGAGGAACCGUCAACAUCUCGUCGUACUGCGUCCAGGACUUUGGCAAGUUGUACCGUGCAUGCGGCAACUGCAAGACGCAGUACAAGCGCACUGUGAACAUCAGCGAUGUGAUUGCGAAGAACGGCAGUCUGCUGGCGGGGAUCAACUCGAACUACGGGGAUGUCGCAACGAUCUCGAACGUGACCCCGACGAGCGUCAAGUCGAUGUGCGACACGUUCCAGGGCAACAACAGCGGAAAGGAGCCGACGAAGCUGACGUCGAACAAGGCAAACAGCAACUGCAAGUUCUGA